This is a messenger RNA of Plutella xylostella (diamondback moth), 1948 nucleotides long. It is a transcript of the gene Ahsa1, whose product is annotated as activator of 90 kDa heat shock protein ATPase homolog 1. The record is from RefSeq and is a predicted model, not a curated record. Gene Ontology annotation, cellular component: cytosol. Gene Ontology annotation, biological process: positive regulation of ATP-dependent activity; protein folding. Lineage: Eukaryota; Metazoa; Arthropoda; Insecta; Lepidoptera; Plutellidae. Gene Ontology annotation, molecular function: protein-folding chaperone binding; ATPase activator activity.
GCCACAUUUUAACUGUCAACUGUCAAAUAGCAGCCGAGCAUGAUCACGACGUUUCUCGAAAAUUUGUGAAUGUGAAUAAUUUCUAAUCAACCUGCCGCAGUAAUCGCUAAACGAAAACUUACACUUUAAUUUAACUAAGUGGUACACCAAGCUGUUGUCCAAAGCUUUUGCGAAAGAGUUUGUGUCAUAGAAAUCUGACAAGUGCAGUUCACAGUGUUAUUUCAAUCGAUUCGGUGAUCUCACAAAGACUUGAAUCAUGGCUAAAUGGGGAGAAGGUGACCCACGAUGGAUAGUGGAGGAGCGUCCCGACGCUACCAACGUCAACAACUGGCACUGGACGGAGAAGAACGCUGGACCCUGGUCUAAAGACCGACUGAAGGAACUUCUAACUAACUUAAACAUAACCCAAAACGGUGUGGACUGUAAGAUAUCGGAGGUGGAAAAGAUUGACGGAGAGGCGUCGGCGAACAACAGGAAAGGGAAGUUAAUAUUCUUCUACGAGUGGAACCUGAAAUUGAAGUGGGAGGGCCGCAUCGCGGGUGGUAGCGAUGUCAUCAAGGGCGAAAUAGAAAUACCUAAUUUAUCAGAAGAAAACGAUAUUGGCGAAGUAGACAUAACUGUGACAAUCAAAGGAAGUGGUGAAGAAGCCCAAAGAGUAAAAUCCUUCAUGCACAACUACGGCCGAGACGAAAUACGGAAGCAACUCAAAGAGUACAUCCGGAGCCUCAAAGAGGAGUUCUCAAAAGGCCUAAUUCUUCCCAAGAAGGGAGAAACAUCCGUCAAACCCGACAAUGUAUCCACCAUAACCAGCGGCUUCAACAAAAAGGUCAACAUGGAACCAAUAGUCUCAACACAGAAGUCAGAAGUAGGUGUUAAACUUGACACAAAAUCUAUUGAAAUAUCAGAAACGUUCCAAUGCAGAGGGAAAGAGUUCUAUGAUGCUUUGACGAGGAUAGAAAUGGUGACAGCUUUCACUCAAGGCCAUGUCAAGAUGGAGGCGGAGAAGGGAGGCAAGUUUGCGCUCUUUGGUGGCAACAUUACGGGUGAAUUCAAAGAACUUGUUCCAGAUAAGAAGAUUGUUCAGUACUGGCGGUACAAACAGUGGCCUGAACAGCACUUCUCCGAAGUCACUAUUGAUAUCAAUGAGAAGGACGACCACACGGUGGUGACGGUGAAGCAGCACCUGGUGCCCUCGGCCGAGGUGGACAAGACGAGGGAGAACUGGAAGCGCUACUACUUCGAGAGCAUCAAGCGGGCGUUCGGCUUCGGAGCCUUCCUGUGAUCGGAUUUAGAUAAUCUAGGUUCAAUUUUAAUAUUAAGAGAUCGAUUACAUUGGAGACACUCAGUACCACAGUCGGCGAGGAGCUUGUUUGCAGUUUUAUACGAUUCAUCUGUGAUGAACUAAUUUUCCGUUAAACUUAGUAUUUUUUCUAACAAAAAGUGUUUGCUUACUAUAUUAUUGGUUUAAAAAUAAAAAGCGAAACCACCUUGAGCUGUAUCUGUAAUGUUUGGAUGUUUACCAACCAACGAUUUUACAUUUUGUACGAUCUGUUUUUUACGAUUACACAGUGAAAAAUGCAUAAUCUCAAACAUAACUUCUAACUAUUUCAGUACAGAAUUUUUAAUGACUAAGUAUGUGUAUCUUUGUGAGAUAAAAUAUUUGCAAUGAAUACUUAUGGCUUUUUGUGAGAUUAGCGAUAUACAAAUUACAAUAUUUUUUUUGUACACUAAGGCCAAAACCGAGAUACCUACCUACUCAAACAAAAACGUUUACGUUCCAAAAUAAACAUGCCUCAAAAUAAUUGCAAAUAUACUAUUGAUUUUCUUUUUACCCACCAAAAUUGAUACAAGAUUAUCUUGCUAUAAUGAUUGUAUGAUGAUUGAGGAAUUAGUGAAAACUUUUUCUUAGUUUAUUUAUAAAGCUCCAAUAAAUUAUGCUAGAAAACUA